GGGCCUUGGCACAAUGCUUUGAUCAGGAAAAACAAAGUUGAUAAUCAGAUGGGUUAAUUUACUGAUGGAUUUUUAGGGUGGUUGGGAGAUAAAAAUGUCAAAAAUAACAAAACGAAAACACGUAACAAAGCUUCAAGAGAAUCUGAGUAUUCCCUUGGAGUCGCAAUCUAUAGUACGACUUGUCGAGCCGCGGGGUAAUAAUCUUCAUGAAGUGAGUGACAGUACAGGCGAACAAUUUCUCGUUUCAAUGCCGAGUAUCUUUCGAAAGAAUGUUUAUGUAAAGCGGGGUGACUUUCUUCUCGUAGAACCGAUACCCGAGGGUGACAAAGUCAAGGCUGAAAUCAUUAAAGUUCUCACUGAGAAGCACAUUAAGUUCUACCGAGCGCAAAACGUUUGGCCAAAGGAGUUCGAUAAGGAGGAACCGGAAAAUAAAGCACCUGUAAAUAAAUCCAGUGAUCAAGAUGAUGAUCUUUUUAUAAAUACAAACCGUUGCAAUCAGUUCAGUAAUGUUGACAGUGAUAGUUCCAGUGAUACUGAUUCAGAUUAAUUUUUAAUUAAUAAAAUUCAAUAGUUAAUAUAAGAAGAAAUUUCAAUAAAAAAUUGUUCAAUAAA
This is a messenger RNA of Cotesia glomerata, 612 nucleotides long. RefSeq names its product probable RNA-binding protein EIF1AD. Lineage: Eukaryota; Metazoa; Arthropoda; Insecta; Hymenoptera; Braconidae. Gene Ontology annotation, molecular function: RNA binding; translation initiation factor activity. The transcript is spliced from 3 exons. The coding region runs from base 95 to 547 and encodes 150 amino acids. The record is from RefSeq and is a predicted model, not a curated record. Gene Ontology annotation, biological process: translational initiation. Gene Ontology annotation, cellular component: nucleus.